This is a messenger RNA of Arachis stenosperma, 561 nucleotides long. RefSeq lists its product as uncharacterized. The record is from RefSeq and is a predicted model, not a curated record. Bases 1 to 561 code for a protein of 186 amino acids. NCBI's taxonomy places the organism in Eukaryota, Viridiplantae, Streptophyta, Magnoliopsida, Fabales, Fabaceae. The transcript is spliced from 4 exons.
AUGACGUCGCUGCACCGCACCGAACCAAGCCUCGCCGUGCCUGACCUCCCGUCUGGCCUCUCGUCCCCGCGCCGCGCCUCUCCUCGAUAUCCCUGUACUCGAUCUGUCAUAAAACAGAUCAUUGUCAUAAAGGCAUACAGGACUCUCAGAGAUCGUGGUUCCUAUCCUGCUGCUCAGGUCAUGAGAGAUUUCCAAGGCAAAUUUGCGUUUAUUCCGUUUGACAGUGGUUCUAAAAUUGCGUUUAUUGCUACAGAUGCUGAUGGGUGUGUUCCCUUCUUUUGGGGAGUUGAUGCUGAUGGAAAUCUUGUUCUUGCAGAUGAGAAAGAGGUUGUAACUAAGAGCUGUGGGACAUCUUCUGCACAAUUUUUUAAAGGAUUCUUCUUUACAACAUCUGGAGGUUUGAGCAAUUUUGAGCAUCCAAUUAAUGAGCUGAAAUCUAUCCCAAGAGUUGAUAGUUCUGGUCAGGUGUGUGGCGCAACUUUCAAAGUGGAUGAGGCUAAGAAGGAAUCAACUGGCAUGUCAAGGGUUGGAAGUGCUGCUAACUGGUCGAAUAAUAUCUAA